AUGAAAUUCAUCAAUGCCAUCGAUACAAAAAAUCAUCUUCACAUCGAAGAUAAUUCUACUAAAUGUAUUAUAAAAAACAAUGUCAAUUAUUUUUCAUCUAUUUUGGUAGAUGAAGCUGGAAACCCUUCGGAGGCUCUUUUAAAAUUAUUAGAGCAAUUCGAUCUAAAUACUAGCAAUACAUUUAAAAAUAUUGUUGAUGACAUGCAAAAAAACUUUCUUAGAGAGCAGGGCAAAGAACGGUGGCAAAUUAUAGAUAAAUAUCAAGAUAAAAAAAAUAAAUUGGUUCCUUUAUUUAGUGAAUUGGGAAUGUUUCAUAAAGUAAAAAGCGCACAGUCUCAUUAUUCUUGUGCUUUAAUAUUGGGUGGAUUAUUACAAAGUGUUCGUAAUCGUCUUGCCUUUUUAGUAAGCGAAUGGGAACGAGGUGUUCGUUUUAAUGAAAUCGUUCUUCUCGGUUCCUCUCGACCAUUAGUGCCUGAGAAAGAAUCUCCAGAAAAGUUAAAAAAUAAAACAGAACCCAUUCUUCCUGCCCGUUCGGAUUGGGAAUUUGAAGGAAAGUUACCAACUAAUGAGAUAGAAAUGAUGUCUUUUAUUUUUGAUCAAGCGCAACUUCCUGAAGGAUUAAGAAGUUUAAAGGUUACCGCUGUUAAUGCUCCAAAUAAACGAGAUAAAAAUGGAGAAGAAAGGCGGGCACAGACUGCUGAUACUAUUAUUACUUGGCUAAAUGAAGCAAAACCAGUUGCUGGAUCACUACUUGCAGUUUCUUCUCAGCCAAAUAUUGGCUACCAGCACGAGGUUGUACUUCAUUGUCUUCCCAGAAAAUUUCAGUUAGAAACAAUUGGCUCAGGUAGAUCUACUCAAAAUGUUAAUGUGGGAGAAAUGGUCGAUAGUUUAGCACGUUGGUCAUAUUGUGUAAAUAUUUCUCGUAUGAUGCAGGAAAAUUGA
Messenger RNA from Racocetra persica, 942 nucleotides. The record is from the annotation of a GenBank genome assembly. NCBI's taxonomy places the organism in Eukaryota, Fungi, Glomeromycota, Glomeromycetes, Diversisporales, Gigasporaceae.